Messenger RNA from Penicillium expansum, 1041 nucleotides. RefSeq lists its product as uncharacterized. The transcript is spliced from 3 exons. Lineage: Eukaryota; Fungi; Ascomycota; Eurotiomycetes; Eurotiales; Aspergillaceae. The coding region runs from base 1 to 1041 and encodes 346 amino acids. The record is from RefSeq and is a predicted model, not a curated record.
AUGGCGCCAAGCAAGAAGGGAUGGCAGAUGAUUGAGAUCAUUUCGGUCUUGGUCAGUCUGUGUUUGAUCUCCCUGGUGCUGCGAGUCGUUGCUCGCAUUCGGAGAAGAGUUGGGUUCGACAUCGAUGAUUAUCUGAGCAUGAUUUCCAUGGUGCUCCUCGUUGCUAUGUUGGUCGAGUUGAUUCUUUGGUGUGCAAUUGGAGGCAAUGGAUCUCAUAUCGCUGAUCUAUCUCCCGAAACCCUCAUGAACUACUGGAAAAUCUUCCUCGCCAACCAAUUUACCUACUUCCUACUCUGCCCAUGUAUCAAGAUCUCCAUCAUCUGCUUCUACCGACGUCUCUUCGCAACACCGAUGUUCCAAAAGGUCAGCUUCGGCCUAAACUGCCUAAUCGCCGCCUGGGGCACAGGAAUCUUCCUAGCCUGCGCAGGACAAUGUCGACCCCUGCCAGCAUACUGGGACUCCCGCGUCGAAGGAUCAUGUUUCGACGCACAAAAAUUCAUCAUCGUCAACCAAGCUUUCAACGUACUUAUGGACUUCGUCAUCCUCGUCCUGCCAAUCCCAAUGAUCUGGAACCUUCAGCGCGCGUGGCAAGACAAGCUCGCGCUGAACGGGGUGUUUGCCCUCGGUGCCUUCGUCUGCUUCGCCAGCAUCUACCGCAUCGUCGUGCUCUUCUGGAUUAGUCCGACAGACCCAACAUUCACAGUCUACCAGGCGACUCUGUGGACGCAUAUUGAGCCUGCUGUUGGUCUGAUUUGCUCUAACUUGCCGAUCAUCCGUGGCCUGUUCCCGGCGCUUAAGUUAAAGAGCUCUCGAAAUGGAACGGGUCCUACGUAUAUCAACACCGAUUACACGAACUCGUUGUUCUUGUCGAAGUCUAGCCCCCGCUCGCCGGACCUUGAGUAUGUUAAGAUGUAUAAUGCCCAGGUUGAGAGUAAAUCGCCGGGUCAUCUUGGUGAUGACCUUCACCCACGGACUAUAAAUGUUCAGACGGAUAUUUCUAUCCUUCCGGGAAAUGAUUCCACUACUAGGUUGAACCACUGA